UUGUGCUGAAGAAGCGAAAAAUUGAUAAUCAAUCUCAUCAAAUCAUAAGACACCCCUAUAUUCUUUCGCCAAACAACAAAAGAAAACCCUCCCAAGGGUUUACAUCCAUUUGGAGGAAUUGCUUUAUAACCGACCCACUAGUUGGUGCGACGUGCGCUCUCUUCCGUACAUUCCUACACGGCCGAAACAUUCACGAUGAUUCGCUUCAUUCUGAUACAGAACCGUGCGGGCAAGACGCGGCUCGCCAAAUGGUACAUGAACUUUGACGAUGACGAAAAGCAGAAAUUGAUUGAGGAGGUGCACGCCGUGGUGACGGUGCGUGACGCAAAGCACACAAACUUUGUCGAGUUCCGGAACUUUAAGAUCGUGUACCGUCGGUAUGCCGGACUGUACUUCUGCAUCUGUGUCGAUGUGAACGACAACAACCUGUGCUAUCUGGAGGCGAUUCACAACUUUGUCGAGGUGCUAAACGAGUACUUCCACAACGUGUGCGAGCUGGAUCUGGUGUUUAACUUCUACAAGGUGUACACGGUCGUGGACGAGAUGUUCCUGGCGGGUGAAAUCCGCGAAACAUCCCAGACGAAGGUCCUCAAACAGCUGCUGACGCUGAACUCGUUGGAAUAAGCAAAACGUAGGUGUUUAAUUGUUAGUUAUUGCUGCUGUUUCUUCUCCGUGCUGGCUCAUCUACAUCAUUGCGGUAAGGGGUCGGGAGACCGGGAUGUAAAGGUGAAAAUACGUUAUGAUACGUUAGAUGCCUGGUCUCCACUAUCGGCUUACAAAGCGUGUUUAUCUACUGCCGAUAAUGUUUCGAAGUCACGUACCGCAAAGCAUUCCAAAAAGUUGAUUAGAAGUUUGGCCAGCAAACGAACUGUUGUUGAACAACUUGUGCAAAGCCAUAUUUUAGGAAUUUCCUGCAAAAAACCGCUUCAAUCGUCCCCAUCUGCAUGCAUGCUGGAUGGGUCAGCUUUUGAGUUACAGCUUCACGUUUUCCGUACCGUUGUUCGAAUCGGAUGAUGAAUGGUGCACCAUUUUCAUGUGUAAAAUCGAACGUUCAUCGUCGCUUAUCACCUAAUCUGUAUGAUAUACGCCACGGAACACUCUUCCUUCGGUGGGAAGCAAACCAUUAGGAAAAAAGCAAAACAAAACAAUAUUCGUGUAAAGAAGAAGUUUUCCGUUCGUUUUGAGUUACACCUAUAGGGAGCUGUGCGACGAAGAAGAGCGCAGUUGGACGAUAUUUCUGGGCAAAAAGUGCAACUAACGCCAGUUGCGCGUGGCUGCACGACACUCAACCAAAAUGCGAAGGUUUAAAUUAAUGGAAACUAUUGCAUAUAACGAAAAGUAAGACAAAUAUUAUAGUAAUAUUACUAUUAUGGUAUAUAUUAACGAAAAUGAUCUGUAUUGCGUAGUAAUCGAAUAAACAGAGUA
Molecule: messenger RNA, 1425 nt
Organism: Anopheles moucheti
Lineage: Eukaryota; Metazoa; Arthropoda; Insecta; Diptera; Culicidae
Gene: AP-2sigma
Product: AP-2 complex subunit sigma
Exons: 2
Coding region: 196-624 (142 amino acids)
Biological process (GO): intracellular protein transport; clathrin-dependent endocytosis
Cellular component (GO): membrane coat; intracellular membrane-bounded organelle; AP-2 adaptor complex
Molecular function (GO): clathrin-cargo adaptor activity
Source: RefSeq, a predicted model, not a curated record